CAGUCACCCGCCGGGCAAGACAGUGAAAGGUUACGUUCUCAUUCUCUCUCUUUAAUCUCCAUACCCUUCAUAUAUAGCAAAGAUGACCCUGGACUUCUACUACAUGGCUCCCUCAGCUCCCUGUCGCUCGGUGAUGCUGACGGCCAAGGCUGUAGGGGUGGAGCUGAACCUUAAGGAGCUGGAUCUGAUGGCUGGGGAGCAGAUGAAACCAGAGUUCAUUGCCAUCAACCCCCAACACUGUGUCCCCACUUUGGUCGAUGAUGACUUUGCUUUGUGGGAGAGCCGUCCCAUCUGCUCCUACCUCGUCAACCAGUAUGGGGAGGACGACUCCCUCUACCCCAGUGAUCCCAAGACCCGCGCCCAGGUAGAUCGCCUCCUCUACUUCGAUAUGGGCACACUCUACCACCGCUUUGGCGAAUAUGUGUACCCAGUGGUGUUUAGAGGACAAGAGGAGCCAAAUCCCCAGAAGUUGGAGUCCCUGCAGGAAGCUCUUGGCUGGCUGAAUGAUUUCUUGGAUGGCCACGAGUGGGCAGUCGGUGACACCACUACCAUCGCUGACCACGUCCUGGUAGCCUCAGUGUCCACCUUGGAGGCAGCAGGGAUUGACAUCACCGGACACGCCAACAUCGUCGAGUGGCUGGAGCGAUGCAAGUCAACCAUGCCAGGGUAUGAGGAGGUUAAUGAGCCUGGUGCAGUCAGCUUUGGUGAGAUGGUUAAGGCCAAGUUCAGCACUGACUAAAAUGAUCUAUCUAGAGCAGUUGAUGGUAUUGAGAACAAGUGAUGGUUUAGAAUAAUUAUUGACAAAUGUUUAAUUCUACUCUUUCAAGCAACAUUUAUUAUUAAGUUAAUUACAGUACAGUAGAAGUCCAAAAAUCCGGACUGCUUGGGGAUUGGGUCGGUCUGGAUUUUCGGAUUUUCCGGAUUCUCAGGCAGUACUUUUAAAAUUCAAAU
Molecule: messenger RNA, 951 nt
Organism: Homarus americanus (American lobster)
Lineage: Eukaryota; Metazoa; Arthropoda; Malacostraca; Decapoda; Nephropidae
Product: glutathione S-transferase 1-like
Exons: 4
Coding region: 83-739 (218 amino acids)
Biological process (GO): glutathione metabolic process
Molecular function (GO): glutathione transferase activity
Source: RefSeq, a predicted model, not a curated record